This is a messenger RNA of Galendromus occidentalis (western predatory mite), 1245 nucleotides long. RefSeq names its product signal transducer and transcription activator. Gene Ontology annotation, biological process: signal transduction; regulation of DNA-templated transcription. The coding region runs from base 1 to 1245 and encodes 414 amino acids. Lineage: Eukaryota; Metazoa; Arthropoda; Arachnida; Mesostigmata; Phytoseiidae. The transcript is spliced from 4 exons. Gene Ontology annotation, molecular function: DNA binding; DNA-binding transcription factor activity. The record is from RefSeq and is a predicted model, not a curated record.
AUGGAAGAGAUCAGUACCGAAACCCUAUUGAUAAACAGGGAAUUGGAAGGCUUGUACAGGCACACAAGAUUGCGCUCUGUCGGCACUUGGAAUCCGACCACCGAAGCCUCCGGCGAAAUUCAAAAUGGCAAUGGAAACAUGGAAUACAACGCGGCUUCGAAACUUUUCUCGAUAUCCUUCCGCAACAUGUCAUUGAAGAAGAUCAGGCGAGCGGAGAAGAAAGGCACAGAGAGUGUGAUGGACGAAAAAUUUUGUUUAUUGUUUCAAUCAGUCGUGAAAGUCGGGAACCUGAGUUUUGCCGUGAGGACCCAAUCUCUGCCGGUUGUGGUGAUUGUGCACGGGAAUCAGGAGCCCGAUGCGUGGGCCACCGUCACAUGGGAUAACGCCUUCUCUCGAGGGAGGAGGAUUCCUUUCUCGGUUCCUGGGGCGGUCCCCUGGAGGGAUAUGGCCCGGGUGCUUUCAAUGAAGUUCCGCUCUGCAACAGGGAGGGAACUCUCUGAGAGCAAUUUGCUGGCCACGAAAGCUUUCCGGGAUCCGAAUCUUCCUCUGGAUUGUGGCGACCGGAUGAUCUCAUGGGCGCUUUUCUGCAAAGAACUCCUCCCCGACAGAACUUCCAGCUUCUGGGAGUGGUUCCACGCGGUCAUGAAAGUCACCCGGGACCAUCUCCGACCGCUGUGGAACGACGGGACGAUCUUGGGCUUCAUUGGCCGCCGCGAGACUGAAUCGUUGCUGCUGAAGAAGUCCGACGGGACCUCCCUUCUGCGCUUCUCCGACUCAGAAUUGGGCGGAGUGACCAUUGCAUGGAUCUCAGAAUGUGAUGGCCAUAAAGACAUCCUGAUGGUGCAGCCCUUCACGGCCAGAGACUUCCAGAUUCGGAGCCUUGCUGAUCGGAUAUCCGACCUCCCGGAUUUGGUGUAUCUCUAUCCAGACACACCUCGCGACCAAGCCUACAUGAGAUACUACACGCCGAGCAACACGGCCAUCACACCUCAGACCGGCUACGUUAAACCGAGACUUGUGUUCCAAAUCUGUGGGAGCCAGCAGGGUUCACCCCCGCAUUCGAAUCCAUCCACACCGCAAUCUUUCUACGGUCAUUCCGAAACGGGAAUGUAUUCAUCUGGUCACGACGGUAGCUUCUCUGAUCCGAGUAUGCAGGUGUAUGCUCUCAGCAAUGAUGAAACGAUGAAACGACGCCGACAUGAAGACCCACAUCAGCAUUCGUGGCAACAAGGGACCGAGCAAUAA